This is a messenger RNA of Aphanomyces astaci, 4954 nucleotides long. RefSeq names its product xanthine dehydrogenase, molybdopterin binding subunit. The transcript has 8 exons. Gene Ontology annotation, molecular function: iron ion binding; 2 iron, 2 sulfur cluster binding; FAD binding. The coding region runs from base 55 to 4194 and encodes 1379 amino acids. The record is from RefSeq and is a predicted model, not a curated record. Lineage: Eukaryota; Oomycota; Saprolegniomycetes; Saprolegniales; Verrucalvaceae.
CGAAGAUCGCAAAGUUUCAGUUGAGAGCAAAGCAGGAGAAGCACUCGGCAGAGCAUGGAGAAAGGACUGCUUUUGUACCUAAACGGAGAGCGUGUGCUCGCGAAGGAUACACAGCCUGAAGAAACCCUUCUGGACUUUCUUCGCGUCAAGCAGCGCUUGACCGGUACGAAGUUGGGCUGCGGCGAAGGAGGUUGCGGAGCAUGCAGUGUGAUCGUUUCCAGAGUGGACCCGACAACACAACAAGUGACCCACAAAGCCGUCAAUGCUUGCUUGACACCAGUGUGCGCCGUCGAGGGCUGCGCGAUCACAACGGUGGAAGGGUUGCGUCAAAAGACCCUGCAUCCCGUGCAAACAGCGAUCGCCGAGCAACACGGGUCACAAUGUGGCUUUUGCACCCCCGGUAUUGUGAUGGCACUGACCGCCAUCGUUCAGGACGAUUCCGUCACCAUGGAUGGCAUCGAGCAUCAACUCGACGGGAAUCUCUGUCGGUGCACGGGGUACCGUCCCAUCUUGGACGCCGCGCGGUCUUUUGGCAGCGACGCGUUGACAUUGAAGUGCGGGUCGUCCGCAUGCGACCAGCAUUGCAUGACAGGAGAUAUCGAGGACAUUCUGUCGGUGGACGUUGUUUCGUGCAGCGCCAAGAAAAUCCGGGCUGAAGCAGCCAAGCACCUCAACACGCCGCGCAAACUACCACCGAUUCCCGACGAGCUAUUUUCGUAUGCGACGACCAUGGCCCAGUCACCGACAACCAUCCACGGCACGACUCGCACGUGGCAUCGUCCGACGUCGUUGGUCGAGCUCCUGCAUCUGAAAGCAUCGCACCCCGAGGCCAAGCUCUCGGUCGGUCACUCAGAGCUUGGCAUUGAAGUCAAGUUCAAGAAAAUGAGAUAUCCGCACUUGGUUGCAGUGACGCACGUCCCAGACCUGCAUAUACUCGGUCUCGUUCAGUCUCCGUCCUUCCACGGCAUCCAAGUCGGCGCCGCGGUGCCACUGGUCCGACUCGCGAACUUUUGCAAGACCCACGUGGUGAAGAAGACCAACGCCGCUGUAUCCCCGCACCAGAAGCGAACGUUUGCCGCCAUCCGCCGCAUGCUCAAGUGGUUCGCCAGUGUCCAGAUCCGCAACGUGGCGUCUCUGGGCGGGAAUUUGGCCACGGCCAGCCCCAUCGCCGACAUGAACCCGCUGCUGGCCGCCAUGGGCGCCACCGUCGAAGUGGCUUCAGCCGACCAAGGUACCCGCGUCGUGGCCGUCUCCGACUUUUUCGUGGGCUACCGUCGCGUGGCGUUGGCGCCGUCGGAAGUGAUUGUGCGAGUGCUCAUUCCGCUGGCCAAACAGCACGAGUUUAUCUUUCCAUUCAAGCAAGCCAGACGUCGAGAGGAUGACAUCAGCAUCGUCACGGCCGGCAUGCGCGUCCUCCUGGCUCCGUCGCCACGCAACGAAUGGCUCGUCGAGGACAUUUCCCUUGUCUACGGGGGGAUGGCUGCUACGGUCAAGGUGCCCGUGGCCACACAACGAGCACUGGUCACGUCCAAGUUGUGGAACGUCGCCAACGUCAAGGCAGCAUGCAACGUGCUGGCGGAUGAGUUGGCGCUCCCGGCCUCCGUCCCUGGAGGCAUGUCGGCGUACCGCACGACCUUGAGCGUGUCGUUCUUGUACAAAUUUUAUCUCCAAGUGGUCGAAGCGUUGGGCCACGAGAACCCCCAGGACCCUCUUUGGUUGGCACUCGACGCCCGGGAACGAUCGGGGGCGACCUCGUACAUGAGUGUCCACCGCCCGCUAUCCUCUGGCGUCCAGCGCUUCGGCGUCGACAAGGGUGGCCUGAUGACGUCCCAGUUGAAGCCAGUGGCGGGCGACGACGUCCGGGCGCCGGUGGGCAACCCCCUCAUGCAUCGGUCCGCAUAUGGCCAAGUGUCGGGGGAGGCCAAGUACGUCGACGACAUGGCCGACGUGCACAAUGUCGUGCAUGGGGCACUGGUGCUCUCGACGGUACCCCACGGAGACAUUGUCGGCAUCGACGCAUCCACGGCGCUGAGCAUGCCGGGCGUCGUAGCGUUCCUCGACGCGACUGUUUUCGACAUGGAGUCAUUCGGAGUGAAUGCGAUGGGACCUGUGAUCACCGACGAAGAGUGCUUUGCGUCGAAACGGGUGGUCACGGUCGGCCAGCCCCUCGGCAUCGUCCUUGCCGCUACACAUCAACAGGCGGUAGCCGCCGCGGAAUCGGGGGUGCAUGUCCAGUACAACGUGCUGCCGUCUAUUGUGUCGAUGGACGAAGCCAUCGCGGCCCAGUCGUUUCACACCAACGGCCGUUCUCUCGUCCGAGGUGACGUGGACGCGGCGCUCGCAGCCUGUGACGUGGUUGUGGAAGGACAUGUGUACAUUGGCGGCCAAGAACACUUUUACCUCGAGACGAACGUGAGCUACUGCGUACCCAUGGAGGAUGGCGCCAUGCAUGUCACGAGCUCGACGCAGGCGGUUGCCAACACGCAGACGACCGUCGCGCACUGCCUCGGGGUGCCCGCGCACAAGGUGGUCGCGUCCAUCAAGCGCAUGGGCGGCGCGUUUGGCGGCAAAGAAACUCGAUCCAUGUUUGUGGCGUGCGCGGCGGCGGUGGCGGCCAAGGCGUUGAAGCGACCGGUGCGGCUGCUCGUGGAGCGCAAUGUGGACAUGCUGACCUCUGGCACGCGCCAUCCGUACUUUGCCAAGUACAAGGCGGGCGCGAGAUCGGACGGCACGCUGGUCGGAUAUGACGUCGAGUUAUUCAACAAUGCCGGGUACUCGCUCGACCUGUCGGAGGCUGUGAUGGACCGCGCGUUGUUUCACUGUGAAAACGCAUACUUUAUACCCAACCUCCGAGCCGUGGGCAAGUGCUGCAAGACGAACUUGCCCACCAACACUGCGUUCCGAGGGUUUGGUGCCCCACAAGGGAUGAUGGUGGGGGAAACCAUGGUGGAACACAUUGCAAACGCCCUGAAACUACCGUCGCGAGUCGUGCGCGAGAAGAACUUGUACCAGGCCAACAUGCGGACCCACUAUGGCCAAGUACUGACGGACUUCCACUUGGACGCGUUGUGGCACCGCGCGAUGCGGGAGAGUCAGCUGGUCGAGCGCGAAGCGGACGUGGCGGCGUUCAACCGGCAGCACAAGUGGAAAAAGCAGGGGCUGUGUAUCCUCCCAUCCAAGUUUGGGAUCAGUUUCACCAAUCGAUUCAUGAAUCAAGGCGGCGCACUUGUGCACGUGUACACGGAUGGGAGUGUGCUCGUAUCGCAUGGGGGCACGGAAAUGGGCCAAGGGCUCCACACCAAAGUGAUUCAAAUUGUCGCCAAGGCGUUUGGUAUUUCAUGCGACGACGUUUCGAUCCAUGACACGUCCACGGACAAGGUGGCCAACGCACAGCCGUCGGCGGGAUCCAUGAGCACCGACUUGUACGGCAUGGCGGCUCUGGAUGCAUGCGAGCAGAUCCUGGCGCGGCUCGGGCCUGUCGUGGCCAAGCUCGGACCGACUGCCGCGUUCGCAGACGUGGUGCGAGCCGCGUACUUUGAUCGCAUUUGCCUCUCGGCGCAUGGGUUUUACAUUGUUCCGGGCGAAAACUGCGGCUACGACUGGUCAAAGAGCAGUGAUGAAAACAGCGCCACUGGUCAAACGUUCAACUACUUUACGACAGGGGUGUGCGUGACCCAAGUGGAGCUGGACGUACUCACGGGGGACACGCACAUGCAGUCGGUUGAUAUUUUCAUGGACGUGGGGGCGUCGAUCAAUCCGGCCAUCGACAUUGGCCAGAUUGAAGGCGCGUUUAUACAAGGGUUUGGGCUGUUUUGCAUGGAGCAGCAUGUGUGGGGGGAUGCCAACCACCCGUGGAUUCCAAGAGGCGCGUUCUUCACACGUGGACCCGGCACAUACAAAAUCCCCGCCUUCAACGACGUCCCUCUCCAGUUGAACGUGUGGCUCGAGCCCAACAUGAAGAACAAGCUGGCCGUGCACUCGUCGAAGGCCAUCGGGGAGCCCCCGCUCUUCCUCGGGGCCACCGCGUUCUUUGCCAUCAAGGCCGCCGUCGACGCCGCGCGACUCGAACAUGACUCAGAAUUGCUGCCGCCAACAUUUCACGCGUUGGAGUCGCCGUUGACCCCUGAGCGAGCCCGUCUGGCCAUCCGGGAUGCCUUUUGUGCAUCGUCGGUUGCUCCUUAUGGUUGUUACUAGCAGCCGUAGGCUUUUAUCUUUGUAUAUGGCAUGUGUUAGUUAUUGAGUGUAUUAUGAGGCACUAAUAAAUACGAUAAUAUUCGACGACUUCUAAACAUAUUUCAGGCAAACUUUUCGGAAUGGUACUCGAACCGGGUGCCGUUGCUCGUGUGUUGUCGACAUAGCCGGUCCAGCUCGACGUCAAUGAUAUGGGGGCCACAGAAGAAGACGCCGAUGGUCUCGCCGACAUGCGUCGACGCAAUCUCGUGAAAGAUCUGGUCCCAUUUCGGCCGCCCAAAGUGCGUCAGCUGGCCCGUGUGCAGGCCCGACACGACGUCCGUCCCCGUUUCUUUGUGCACCAUGGCCUGAAACAGCUUCAUAAACUCAGGGGUGUCAUGCUCCUUGACGCUGGUCAGGUGCUGAUGCGUCUCAAACAUGUUGUCAUCGUCCAGCGCAUGCAAAUCGUUCAUCGUGUCUUCGAACCACCGCAGUGAGUCUUGUUGGCGCGUGGUCCAAUGAAAGUAGAGCUUUUCCAAGUGAAAGUCGGGGCACACUCGGCCGCCAGCCUUCCGGCUGCGCAUCUCGGUCACCACGUCCUUGAGCACGGACGCAAACGGAGUCACGCCAAUGCCCCCCCCGACCAUGAGGAUGGUUUUGUACUGGCUGUACGCCUGCGUGGGGGCCCCCACAGGUCCAUCCAAAAACAGAGCGGGAAACUGGCCUUGGUCAAUCAAUUCGUGGAGGCGACACGUCCAAUCCCCUGCGUUCCGAAUGUGCAAAC